Messenger RNA from Fibroporia radiculosa, 1710 nucleotides. RefSeq lists its product as uncharacterized. Lineage: Eukaryota; Fungi; Basidiomycota; Agaricomycetes; Polyporales; Fibroporiaceae. The coding region runs from base 1 to 1710 and encodes 569 amino acids. The transcript is spliced from 2 exons. The record is from RefSeq and is a predicted model, not a curated record.
AUGCCCCCGAACGCGAGCCGCGGAAUGGCAGCGUCUCGCACAUCCUUGCAAUGCGACGACAUUCUUUUCGAGAUAUUCCAGAAUUUACAUCCGCCAAAUGUUCAAUAUGGCACCCCCGGAAGCUCCAAGAUCGAGGCUCGUAAAACGCUAGCACGUUGUGCUCGCGUCUGCAAAGCGUUCCUGCCCUACGCUCUGGACCAUUUGUGGUGGGAGAUUGACAGUAUCAGCGUUGCGCUGAAGGUCCUACCCGUCUUGUGCGUUACCUCCGCGAAGGAAGUUCUCAUAGAAAACACAGGGGAAUGGGUAUAUAUAGAACUACCUUCACCCUCUGUUCUUGUUCGCCGGCCGAUAGCUCAAGCUCAACUUCCGAUGGACAAUAUUCUUCCGCAUGAGCUAAUUCGAUAUCGCCUGUACGCCGCUCGAGUACACAAGCUGCAUGUGUCCAGUGAGGUUUGGGACGAUGUUUUGCCACGCAUCAAACACGUUACCAGACUACUUGGCGGACCUCUCUUUCCGUCUAUUGAAGAACUAGAAUACUCCAGUCUUGACCCGAUCAUUCACCUUACGACAAUUUUUCCCUACAUCGCAGCGACAGGAUCAUCUCUUUCUUGCUUGUCUGUGAGGACAUCACGCGUAACACGAUUCUUCUGGGAAGCUAUGCAGGAUUUGGAUGUUUUACAGCCAAUUAUCCCCGCUUGCUCAGGGAUACACCAGCUUUCUUUGAAUGGCCAUUGGCACUCAUCGUCUGCGGCUUCAUUCAUUGGUGCAUUCAUCCACUUGAAGACCAUUCAAUUUGUAGGUUCCGUUGACAGUGCCCUGAUGCGCACAUUUGCUACACUCCCUGACCUCGCAGAACUACACAUUCGAGUCGAAAGAGUUGAGACUGAAGCGAGAACGAGCAAAUUUCGCUCCCUGCGCAAGUUUCAGCUGGAGGGGACCCAUUUUGCUACGCUCAACCGCUUUGUUGAGUUGUGCGAGUGUCCAGACGUUCAGUCAUUCCGUGUGCGUAUCAUCACGGAGCCGAUAUCAUUCGUCCCAUGGAUAUUAUUCCCCUGGGCUUUCCUGCCACUGUUGUUGACGACGAUAGCGUCAAAAGUCUCAAGAUCUCUGCGCUCCCUAGACGUAGAGGCUGCUCUCCCUGUGGGCACUACAAUGGUGACGCUGGCGAGCAUUCUCUCUCCAUUACGUGCCAUCCGGACUCUACAAUCCAUCAAACUCAACACAACACCUCCCUUCACGACCAACUAUAACUGGGUUGUGGGUCCGCUUCACGAGAUUGCGCUCGGAUGGCCAGGACUGAAGGAAUUUCAAGUUCACGGAGGAACCCUACCUAACGCUCUUCAGGUCAUCUUUGAUCUCGUGUCUGUCUGUCCUCGCCUCCGCAUCAUCAUCCUUCCCAAGGUCAUCCUAUCUCCUCCCUCCGAGCUGAACACUUAUGGGCUCUCGCGACACUCGUUACGCGUGAUCUACGUCGGGUACAGCUUCGCCAAAUCGAGGAAAGAGGCUCGGCAGGUUGCGAGUCUGCUUAAUCCCGUGUUCCCGGACCUGGAUGUGAGCGGUUGUGAGGAACUCGAGCGGGCGGGAAAGGAGGCAUUGUCAACACGUAGAAUGACCGUGUGGGAACAUGUGUUGGAAGAAAUGGGUCGUCUUCGACGGAAGAGAGUGCUGGUGAAUCAUGAGACUGUUGUGUUCAGGCUGAGGAGGAGAUAG